UUUAAUAUAUUAAAUCAAUGGACUAGUCCUAUGUAUAAAAGUAAACUAAACCUGAUGAUUUUAUAACUGAGAUGUGUUCAAUAUGGUGGAAGAUGUCUAUUUAUUUAUGGACAGGGUGCUCUAUUUGUAAAAACAUUUUUAGGACUUGAUGUAUUCACUUGUAAAUAUUUCAUAUUAUUCAUCACUCAUUUAAAGGAGCAGUUCCAGAUAUAUUUAAGUGAAUAAAAGUGGUUAAUUUGGGGUGAAAAUCUCUUUGAAUUUUUGUGGUAUCGUUUCGAAGAAAUACAAACUUUCAUAAGUCCCUGAAUUCCUGGCUGUGUAAGUGCCUGGUUAAUCUUGUCUGUUUUUACUGAAUUUGAAGUGGUAAGUGAUAGUCACGAAUAACAAGUCACUUAAACAAUUGAAGAAUGACAUUCAUAGAAUGAGUUAAGUAACUCUGUUCAUCAAAUCUUAUUUAUGGUGAAUCGUUAGAUCUGGGGCUGUCCCUUUAAAAUUCAUGACUCCUCCAUUUUCAGCAGAUUCAGUAACAGUUGCCAAAGCAUUCUCACAUUUUUUAAUGUUAUUCAAAUUACGUUUUUUAUUUUUGUUCCAAUUUGGACUAAUUCCGUAUCCAUUUCCUGUUCUGUUUGAAACCAAGCUUUUAAUUGUCAUUGUUAUUGGUUAAUUACAUUUUUGCUCAAAACAUAACAGCUCCUGAUUGGCUAGACGAGACAUAACAGCUCCUGAUUGGGUAGACAAGACAAAACAGCUCCUGAUUGGCUAGACAAGACAUAACAGCUCCUGAUUGGCUAGACGAGACAUGAAAAAAGAAUAUAUUGUAGAUUUCAGUCAAACCGAUUUAUUCUAAGUUAUGAGUGUUUGAAGUUUUGGCAACAUAAUCUUGCUACCAUAAUAAUUGUCAAUAUGUCAGCUAUUCAUUACAUUAUUGUAUGUAUAGGACCUGCUAUUGUCUCCCUUGUCAGUGAUGCAGGACAGAGAGCCUGACAAGGACAGUUGUCUAGUCGUUCGGAUGGGACGAAAAACCGAGGCCCCGUGUACAUAUUGGCGUCGCUGUCCUGGCAAAAUUUCCCUCAUAGCACACUGUAUGGCGUAUGCCCGUCUUCAUUAGCCCAGUUUAGGAGCAGAACAGUAGGAGGUUAAACCCCAUUUCAUUUACAUUUCAUUUGUAUACAGUUUGUUUACAUUCUGUGGUUGUAGUUUAAUAUCACGUGAUUGAUGAUCCCGGGGUCAAGGCAGGAUGGAGUAUUCGAGGUAACUCGUGACGUCCAUGUUGACUAAAGAGAAGGAGUUAUUGUGUUGUUGUGUCAGUGAUCUAGUAGACUAGUUACCUGUAAGGCUGUAAACUAUAGUGUUUUAAUAGUUUUGAUUUUUAUAUCGUGUUUUAUAUUGGACUAACUGAUCCAUUCUGUAUUUUAUACAACCCGUGGAACAGUAAGACUGUAAGCUAGACUGUCGUAUGUUAUAUCUGACUACUGAUUGAUUCUGUAGUUUUAUCCUGUUUCAACUCGUAUUUUAUACAACAUGGCUAAACAGACAGACAAGGAGAUGUGUAGUAUCUGUUUAAAUGACUAUCAAACACCUGUUUUGAUAGAUUGUCAGCAUACAUUUUGUUUCAUCUGUUUAGAAGAUUAAGUGAACAAAACCUCUACUAAAGACCAGUUCCAAUGUCCAUUAUGUCGGUGUCUUAUAGAUGGGGGUAUACAGCGCUUUAAACCUAAACUAAACAUUGAUGAUAAUUCUACUAUUCCACAAUGUGAUGUAUGUACUGAAGAUACAUCUCAAUAUUUUUGUCGAGACUGUGAUCAAUAUUUAUGUAAAUCAUGUAAAACCACGCAUGAUAAGAUGAAAAUUUGUAAAGACCACAUUGUUUGUCGAUAUGAUGAAAAACAAGUCUGUCAACAAUCAAACGAACCAAUGAAGGAAAAGACAUCAGCCACUUUCGCCACACAUCCGAAAGAUUUCUGCCCAAACCAUGAUGGAGAGACAGUAAAAAUUUACUGUAAAGAUUGUUUACUAGCCGUGUGUUUCAACUGUUUAGUGGCCGAUCAUAACGGACAUAAUUUACAGAAGGAUGAUGUUAGACAAAAUAUCAGACAAGACUUAAAAACGCUGAAUGAAGAUUUAGAAAAACAAAUUAGCAAUUUUCAGAAACAUGAUAAUUUGAAUAGUAAAUUGAUUGAAGUAAAAAACUGUACUAAAACAGAGUGUGACAAAGUAGAUGCACAGGUGGAUAAAAUCUGCUCAGAAUUUCGUAAAAUUGGAGAAAAUGUUAAAAAGGAAAUGCAGAAAACUAGUGAACAAGAAGAAUCCAAAUUGGGGAAAUUAAUGCAGGACAUUAAAAGACUAACAGAAGAUUUAAAAGCUAGUGUUAAAUAUUCAGUGAAUGUUUUAGAAGAUUCGUCUGUUGUUCAAGUUUUACAAAGGUUGCCUAAAGUUAGACAGGAGAACGAUGAAAGUUGUUGUAGAAAAUUGGAUGUACCUGAUGUAAGAUAUUCAUCAUUUCAAGUAGCAGAGAUAGAUAAAACUUUGUUAACUAAUCAACUUGGUAAAAUUGUAAGUUGUCAUCAGAAUAUGAUUGAAGAUGCUUUUAGUGUGGAUACUGUGUCAGGUUGUUGGUAUUAUGGUAAACAAAAUGUAGUUUCAGGUUUUACAUGGAGUAUUGGUGUGGGUAAAGGAUUCUCAUCAUCAUUAGAUGUUGUAUUAUACCUGGAUGACGUAGAAGAUAAAAGUAUUAUGUCAUGUAAUGUUGACGUCAUAUUUAAAGUUAUAAAUAAAACAGAUGAUAGACAAUCUGUAGUUAAACAACAUAAUGAGACUGUUAAACCUGGUGGUGUGUCAUACUGUGUUACUGAUCUUAUUGACUGGAAGAGAUUCAGUAAUCCUGUCAGUGGAUUUAUUGAUGAUCAUAGAAACUUUACAAUUCAAGUAACAAUUAAUAAAAUAGCUGUCAUUAAAAGACGUAAAUAAUUAGACUACUGUUAUUCUGAUUAAAACUAUGUUCCUUCUAAUUUGUAUACACCAUCAUCGAAAUGUGGUUGUAUAUUGUCGUCACUCCAGUCAGUCUGGCGUCCGAUGUCCAUCAUUCCUUGUGAGCGAUUGUUGGGGAUCUACCAACUAUUCGUUAUGACGGUAAGUCACGUGUUAUCUGACACAAAUCACAAGAAUCGUAUAAACACACGUAGCUAUUGACUACAUCCAUUCCUUUUAGUAACAGUUGUAACCGGUUGGUACAGUAAUUAAGGAGAACGUUAAACUC
Molecule: messenger RNA, 3256 nt
Organism: Patella vulgata (common limpet)
Lineage: Eukaryota; Metazoa; Mollusca; Gastropoda; Patellidae
Product: tripartite motif-containing protein 66-like
Exons: 1
Coding region: 1843-2967 (374 amino acids)
Molecular function (GO): zinc ion binding; protein binding
Source: RefSeq, a predicted model, not a curated record